AUGAAUGCUGACUUCGAGUUCGUCUUUGGUCGUUUGCAGUUGGGAAGUCCUGACAUGCUCAUCGAUGGCUACGACCAGUACAACCAGCAGGACAAUGAGGUGGUCAACAUCUCCCCCGAUGAUGCCUCGGAGGAGCCUGCGGACGCUCUACCACGGGCUGAUGAUUGUAUGUACCUCCCCACCCUAUCUGCCUUCAUCAUUGACGAUCCCCCAGUUGAAUCAAUGAAACGACAUGUCCUUGUCGAUCUUCCUGAUACCGAAGUAGAGGCAGAAGCAUAUCACACUUGGCAUAUCGAGAAGUGGCGGUCUCUAUCUCGCCGGGAACAUGGGCCGGUCUUCGAAGUUGGAGGUCAUCCAUGGCGGGUGCUCUUCUUCCCAUACGGAAACCAGGUUGACUGUGCCUCCUUCUACCUGGAACAUGGCUUCGAAACCGAACCUCCGCCGGACUGGUAUGCCUGUGUACAGUUUGCCCUGGUCCUCUGGAACCCGAAUGAUCCUACCUUGUUCAAAAUGCAUUCCGCAACCCAUCGGUUCAACGCGAAAGAGGGAGACUGGGGCUUCACAAGAUUCGUGGAACUACGCAAAGCCUUCCAUCAACCAUGGGAAGACGGAUCAAGACAUCUGGUUGAGAACGAGGAAGCCAAACUCACGGCUUAUGUCCGUAUCAUCAAGGAUCCCACUGGCGUGUUAUGGCACAACUUUGAAGGUUACGAUUCCAAAAAAGAGACGGGCAUGGUCGGGCUUAAGAACCAGGGUGCCACUUGCUAUCUCAAUUCCCUUCUCCAAUCGCUCUACUUCACUGAUGCCUUCCGAAAAGCCGUCUACCAAAUUCCCACCGAGCAGGAUGCCAACAGAAGUAACAGUGCCUGGACUUUGCAGAGACUCUUCUUCAAAUUGCAGAAAGACAAGUUUGCCGUGUCCACAAAUGAGCUCACCGCCUCCUUCGGCUGGGACACUCGUCAAAUAUUUGAACAGCAGGACGUCCAGGAACUGUCUCGAAUUCUAAUGGAGGUUUUGGAGAAGAAGAUGAAAGGCACACCAGCAGAGAGAACCUUGCCGGAACUUUUCGUUGGAAAGACCAAGACCUACAUCUCAUGCAUCAAUGUCGACUACGAGUCCUCCAGGAUUGAAGAAUUCUGGGAUCUUCAACUGAAUGUUCGGGGCAACAAGAAUCUCCACGAGAGCUUCAUGGAUUACAUCCAGGUCGAAACUCUGGAAGGUGAGAACAAGUACGAUGCCGGCGAGCCAUAUAAACUACAAGACGCCAAAAAAGGUGUCAUAUUCGAGAGCUUUCCGCCAGUUUUGCAUUUACAGCUCAAGAGAUUUGAGUAUGACAUCAACCGAGAUGCAAUGAUGAAAGUCAACGAUAGGCACGAAUUCCCAGAAGAGUUUGACGCCUCCCUCUACCUGUCCGAAGAGGCGAGAGCCGCGUCUUCGGAACCUUGGAAUUACCAACUGCACGGAGUUCUGGUACACAGUGGUGAUUUUAAUGCAGGUCAUUACUAUGCAUUUCUCAAACCCACAAAGGACGGCUACUUUUACAAAUUUGACGACGACAGGGUAACUCGGUCGACGAUGAAGGAAGUCCUGGAAGAAAAUUUUGGCGGAGAAUAUGCGAACGUCGCAAAUGGUGGCCCUGGUCAACGCCAACCUUACAUGAGGGGAUACUCCACCAAACGCUCCAUGAACGCGUAUAUGUUGGUCUAUAUUCGAAAGAGCAGACUUGAUCAGGUUCUUCAUGGUGUGAACGAAUCUGAUAUACCUUCACAUAUCGAAAGGAAGAUUGCAGAAGAGCAGGCCGAACUUGCCAGGAAGAAGAAAGAACGUGAAGAGGCCCAUUUGUACAUGAGUGUCGGCGUCAUAACGGAAAAGACAUUUCAAGCACAUCACGGAUUUGAUCUGACCAGUUAUGAACUGGAACAGGACGACCCUGCAGCUGCACAGAUCUAUCGGAUCUUACGGACAACCAAGAUCGGCGAAUUCGCCGCGAUAGUCGCCGAUGACCUCGGACUAGAGCCAGAUCAGGUCAGGUUUUGGGUUAUGGUGGGCAGGCAGAACAAAACAAAUCGACCGGAUCAGCCAAUCCGAGAAAUUGACAUGUCUGUCGAAGAGGCACUGAACAAGUAUGGGUCUAGAGGACGUCCAUUCUAUCUUUGGGCCGAAAGCGCAACAAAAUCCGAUGAUGGCAAAGCUACUUUCCCCGAUACAGGACCAAAUGCGAACGCGAACGCGCCUAUCCUCGUCUUUCUCAAAUAUUUCGACGUCAAAGCUCAAAUUCUGACCGGCGUCGGCCAUGUUUAUGUGAAGAAAUUGGACAAAGUGUCGGAGAUUGCGCCUCAGAUCAACAAGAUUAUGCAAUGGGACUCUAGUACGCCGAUUCUUCUGUUCGAGGAGAUCAAGCACUCCAUGAUAGAGGUGAUGAAACCGAAACAAACAUUCCAACAGUCGGAAAUCCAGGAUGGCGAUAUCAUCUGUUUCCAACAAAACCUUCCCGAUCUUGACCCUUCAACAGUCCCCUACAGCGAUGCCCGUCAAUACUACGACUAUCUCUUGAAUAAGAUACCAGUCAGCUUCUACCCCAAACCCGGCACCGAAGGGGAAGCUUUCUCCUUGAGCCUCAGCAAGAAAAUGUCCUAUGAGCAACUCUCUGGUAAAGUUGGGGAAUAUCUCAAGGUUGAUCCGACUCACAUUCGAUUUGCCACAAUCAGUUCUACUAACAAUAAAAUCAAAAUGUGGCUCAAGCGCGGCAUGAAUCACACUCUUCAACAAAUUCUCCAAUCGCAAUUUUCCUCUUAUAGUAGUUAUGCUGCUCACCGCGGUGAUGCUCUCUACUAUGAAGUCCUUGAGACCAGUCUUGCCGACUUCGAAACCAAGAAGAUCAUGAAAGUGAUAUGGCUUAGUGAUGGCAUCAGUAAAGAGGAACCACUUGAAAUUCUUGUCUCAAAGAACGGCAUUAUUGGGGAUCUUGUAAAUGGUAUUGCGAAAAAGAUCAACCUUGAUGAACAGACGGCGAGGAACGUUCGCAUACUUGAGGUCCAUGGUGGCAAAAUCCACAAAGAACUAAUUGAAGACUUCAAUGUUGUUGGGGUCAAUGAGUUCACAACACUUUAUGCCGAGAAGAUCCCUGACGAAGAAAUCAAUGCUUCCGACGACGACCGAUUCAUCUAUUGUUUCCACUUUGACAAAGAAGCAAGCAAGCCUCACGGUAUUCCCUUCAAGUUCAUGCUCAAACCCGGAGAAACAUUGAAAGAUACCAAGGAGCGCAUCAGUAAGAGAACCGGGAUCAAAGGAAAGCUCUUGCAGCAAAUCAAAUUUGCUCUGGUCUCAAGGGCCAUCUAUGCUAAGCCACGGUAUCUCGAAGAUGAGGAUGUCAUCCUGGACCUUCUCCAAGAUGGCGAUGAGAUGCUCGGGCUGGACCACGUGAACAAGGCCAGAAAUUUCUGGGGUAGAGCUGAAGGAAUGUUCAUCCGGUGA
Molecule: messenger RNA, 3474 nt
Organism: Exophiala spinifera
Lineage: Eukaryota; Fungi; Ascomycota; Eurotiomycetes; Chaetothyriales; Herpotrichiellaceae
Exons: 2
Coding region: 1-3474 (1157 amino acids)
Biological process (GO): protein deubiquitination; regulation of protein stability
Cellular component (GO): cytosol; nucleus
Molecular function (GO): cysteine-type endopeptidase activity; cysteine-type deubiquitinase activity; protein binding
Source: RefSeq, a predicted model, not a curated record